This is a messenger RNA of Mus pahari (shrew mouse), 447 nucleotides long. It is a transcript of the gene Eif1, whose product is annotated as eukaryotic translation initiation factor 1. Gene Ontology annotation, molecular function: translation initiation factor activity; RNA binding; ribosomal small subunit binding. Lineage: Eukaryota; Metazoa; Chordata; Mammalia; Rodentia; Muridae. The transcript has 3 exons. Gene Ontology annotation, biological process: translational initiation. Gene Ontology annotation, cellular component: eukaryotic 43S preinitiation complex. The coding region runs from base 139 to 447 and encodes 102 amino acids. The record is from RefSeq and is a predicted model, not a curated record.
GUCACUGAGCCGCCGCCGAGGACUCAGCUGCCUCCCCCUCGAGCCCCCUCGCUUCCCGACGCUCCGUCCCCCCCGCCCGCCUUCUCCCGCAGCCGCCUUCCGCAGGCCGUUUCCACCGAGGAAAAGGAAUCGUAUCGUAUGUCCGCUAUCCAGAACCUCCACUCUUUCGACCCCUUUGCUGAUGCAAGUAAGGGUGAUGACCUGCUUCCUGCUGGCACUGAGGAUUAUAUCCAUAUAAGAAUUCAACAGAGAAACGGCAGGAAGACCCUUACAACUGUCCAAGGGAUCGCUGAUGAUUACGAUAAAAAGAAACUAGUGAAGGCGUUUAAGAAGGUGGGUCUGCUGUGGAGAGAGCACAUUGGAACAAAUGCCAAGCUGGUGCCAUUGGUCAUAUGGCUAGCUGUAGAGGCUUCAACUCAGUACGAGCCGCUGCCUAGUGCCAUGUGA